CCAGAAACAAUAUUGUUUCACAAGGUAACAUGUACUUGAUUUUGGUUCAUAAGGCCAAUUUUUGAUUCGUUGCAUCAUUCAUGUCUCUUUCCUGCUAAAAUUUACUAUUUUUAUCACGUGUUUCCAAAAAAAAAAACUAUACAACAAUAAGCUAUCCAUUAUCAAAUUUCAUACCUCACCUUCCUCCGGCCAACUGGCCGGGGCACACGCUAGUUCUAUCUAUGGGGGGAGAGAGAAAAAUUUAAUAAUGUUUCAUGGAAACGUUGGAACGAAAUAAGAAAAUUACAAGAAAGCCCCUCCGUUUCUAGAAAUGGACGAGGCCCAAUAGGCCCAACGGGAACACAAUAUGGCGGGGUCCACAGGGGUCGGUUAGCAUGCUAACCCCCUUAGGGGUUGGAAAAAUGACACCCCGUAGUAUAUUAAAUAGAACUAUAGAAUUUAAUACACACAUUAAAUACACAUUAGGAAUUAAAUGUACCAUAUUAAUUAGAAAUUCUCUCACUAUUAAAUACACAUUAGGAAUUAAAUAUACACAUUAAAUACACAUUAGGAAUUCUCUCACUAUAUUUGAUUUUUCCUUUUUCAGCAGUCUCCGACCACUAGACUUCCUCCGACCGCCACACUUCUCCGGUGAAAAUCCCAUCGGUAGACUCCCUCCGACCACCUCCAAAAAAUAUACCACUGCACUGAUACGGUGUACCACUGUACCGGUAGAUAUACCACUGCACUGGUAGCGAUAUCAGUGCACUGGUAGCAAUGUCAUAUCUGAGUAUCAGUGCAGUGGUACAAAUACCAGUAAAGUGGUAAUUAAUGUGGUGUAUUUAAUGCUUACUUUGUAUUUAAUAACAAAACAUUUAUUAUGUUUAUUUUCAUUAAUACUUGUCAAUAAUUAAUAAAAAGUUGACCAAUUAAAAGGGGUGUCAAAAAACCAACCCCUUAAGGGGUUAGCAUGCUAACCCGUCCCGGGUCCACAGAACUGAGGGACGCUGACGCUCGGUGGGGUCCACUGCCCCGGACGAAAUCGCUCCUCCUGGCCGUCUCGCGUGGUUUUCCCUUCUUCCGUUCCCGCAUUUUAGUGCGUGUCCCCCAAGCUUCCAUGUCUGGCUGCCUGCAAUACUGUAACCAAGUCUAACACACUCAUUCACACACUCCGGCCCUUUUAACCCAAGUAUCCUCCAAACAUCGCCUUUCUCACUCACCAUUGGUUUUCAUUUCAAAAUUCAAAUAUUCUCUCGCACACUCUCAAUUUCUAUCUCGUUGUCGACGACGGAAUCUCUUUCCUCAGAGCUCCACCGCCAUGGUUGUCGCGCAGAAGGUGAAAGAAGCGGAGAUCACCGAGCAGGAUUCCCUUCUACUGACUAGAAAUCUGUUGCGGAUAGCGAUUUUCAAUAUCAGCUACAUCAGAGGCUUGUUUCCAGAGAAGUAUUUCACCGAUAAGAACGUUCCUGCUUUAGAGAUGAAGAUCAAGAAGUUGAUGCCUAUGGAUGCUGAAUCUCGUCGACUGAUUGACUGGAUGGAGAAAGGUGUCUACGACGCAUUACAGAAGAAGUACCUCAAGAAGCUUUUGUUCUGUGUAUGCGAGGCAAUAGACGGACCAAUGAUCGAGGAGUACACAUUUUCCUUCAGUUACUCUGAUUCUGAUAGUCAAGAGGUCUCCAUGAACAUCAACCGAAUUGGCAACAAGAAAAAGGGAGGAAGCUUCAAGUGUAACUCCGUGGCUGAAUGCACUCCUAAUCAGAUGAGGAGUUCAGCUUGUAAAAUGGUGCGCACGCUUGUUCAGUUGAUGAGAACUCUUGAUAAGAUGCCGGAGGAGCGCACUAUACUGAUGAAACUCCUCUACUAUGACGAUAUCACGCCUCCAGACUACGAGCCACCAUUCUUUAAGGGAAGCUCAGAGGAAGAUGCCCACAAUCCAUGGACUAAAAGUCCUCUGAAGUUGGAGGUUGGAAACGUCAACAGCAAGCAUUUUGUGUUGGCUCUCAAGGUAAGAAGUGUCCUCGAUCCAUGUGACGAUGGAAAUGAGGACAUGGAAGAAAAUGCUGUGAACUUAGGAGCUGAUUCUGAUCCAGGCAGCGACUCUUCUGACGAAUCUGACAGUGAGGGUAAUGUAUCAGAAGACCGGUACAUAGUAGCACCAGCCGGCAAGCAGCAGCAAACAGAAAUAUAUUCUGGCAUCCCUGAUCAAGAUGAUACUCAAGAUCCGGAGGAAGAUGAGCAACAGCUUGCUAGGGUGAAGGACUGGGUUAAUAGUUACCAUCGUAAUACCAUUGAACUAACGGAUAUCCUCUCCCAUUUCACAGAUAUCACAGUGGCGUUGACCGAAGAAAUCAUCGACAAGCUUGUGAACCAAGGUGUUCUAUCAAAAGCAGAAAAGGAUCUUUACACCAUAAACAAGCUGAAGACAUCUGAGUUCGACUUCACGAUGGUCAAAGAAGAAAUGGAAGGCCAAGCAGCACAACUCGGAGAUAAAACCACACAGGCCAAUGAUUACUUAUACAUGAAGGCUCUGUACCACGCGCUUCCCAUGACCUACGUGACAGUACCAAAGCUUCAGAGUGAACUUAAAGGAGAAGGCUGCAAUCUGACUACCGUGCGAAAACUGAUGAACAAGAUGACCAACGACGGUUACCUUGAAGCGAAAGGCAGCUGCAGAUUAGGCAAGCGUGUGAUCCACUCUUGGAUGACUGAGAAGAAGCUCAUGGAAGUGAAGCAAGCCCUUUUCCAAGGCGACCCAAUGGAUCUCGACGCUAUUGAAAAUCAAACGAAGACAGCUGCGCAACCAGAAGUGCCUACAUCCGGAACUGAACAUAGAGACAAUAAUAACUCAACCUGCGGAGGUGUCCAUUCGGUGGGUUCGGAUUUGACCCGGACGAAGCUGGGAUCUAUCCGGACCGAGCAGACUGUCUCGAAGCCUAGGGAACAUGGGAACACCCCAACUAGCAGGGCUGCUGCUGAGCCGGUUGCUUCGAGGGAGAGCGGAAAUGUGGAAGGUGCUGUCUGCAGCAGAUCUUCUCAGGACAGGAAGGGCAGGAAAUCCAGCACGGUUAAGGAUCCCAUAAUCCAGUUCAAGCGUCUGAAAUCACAAGCAGCUCUUUAGAGUUGCAAAAAUGGCCUAUACGGGAAGUUCGUUUUUACUGCUUGAUCAGGUUAUAUAGUCAGUUCCUGACUGACUCGGGAAUGAGAUGCUUCAUAUAGUUACGUUUGUUUUGUAGUGUGGUAUUGAUGACUACUUUUUUCGGUUCAAUUUUCGGACAAAUUUAUUUGCUCCUGUUUCAUAUUCCAAGCCUUUGAUUCCGACCAUAGUUGUAGACAGAUAAGUAGUCAAGAGUCUAGACAUAUGAGUUGAUCUUGCGCACUGCUGACCAUUAAAAACGAUCUAGGUGAAACGUUCUUGUCGAUAGCUUAUCGGCUGCCUUUUUAUUGUAGUGAACUGCUGGUAAACCUUUCUUUCUUACCAUAGUUACAAAAUUUGGAAAUUUGCUGCCUCAAUGCUGUCCUUGUUUGACAAUUCGCAGUAUGCUGAUCUUAUCUCCCUUAAGCCUUUCACUUAAUCUGUCAGAGCAAUUUUGCUGUGCAUUGGCAGCAGUCAGCUGGACCAUCUCUUCCCUCCAAAAUCUUGCUGCUAUGCCGAUGAGGGGGUUGGAGUUGGGGCACACGAUAUGGUUUCGUAAUUAUAUGUGUGAGAUAACUGAUUACAUAUUUGUAAAUAACAUUAUCAUGAUGGUAAUUAAUACAAUAAUAAUUUCAUGUUGAUUUGGAGGUUACACAAUAGUUAAAUUAAAUUAUUAUGGCCUCAAAGUUCGAACUUGUGGUCGAUAAUCUCAUCCUCAAAUUACCGGAACACUAAACCAAUCUUUUGAGGGAUGUCGAGAGAAAAGUUUCAAAACUUCAUUUCCCAUGUGAUGUCGGCACCUUUGGUAUGCACUUGGUGUUGAAUUGAAAGAUUUCAAUCAUAUCAAGUCACGAGAUUGCUUGGUCUGAAUUAGAGAAAUCAAGGGAUUUGCAGCCGCAAUCAAGGGAUUUGCAACCGCAAUCAAGGGGGAGCUUCUGCCUAUGGAAAGUCCCAAACCUUCCAAGUCUGGAUCGAUUCAAAAAGCCUCUGUCCAACAGCUAUCUUCUUGACGACUAUUUAAAGGAAGAAUAGAGUUCGUUUGGUCACUGGUUCUGGGAUUCUUUGUGGAAUAGGGCAAAGGGUUGGGGAUUAUCAGUGGCCUUGAUCAUUCUGAGGAAUAGGUUCAGAUUAUCAAGCGUUGUGACGAAUUCCUGCGCGAAUUCGGUUGUUGUUUCUUCUGCUUUUGAUUUUCACAUUCGAGUCUGUAUUUGGGUCUUUUCUUUUCGUUAUAGAGUCAAAGAAAAUCAAAAGUGUCUCUCGGAAUAGUGUCUACUAUUCCGGGACGAGGAGUAGCCUUGUGGCGAACCUCGUUAAAAUCCUGUUGUGUCAUUUACUUUCUGCUUUUCUCUGCUUUCGCUUCCCCUGCUCGUUCUUCCUCUGUUUCUGUCAAUUCUGGUUCAGCAAAGAGGAAGAAGAUCAUCCUCUGGUUCUCUGUACCUAAGUUCGGACUCGGGUUGAAAUUAAGCCCAGUUUCCGAUCUAUUUGGUCUGUGGUCCAUUUUUUCACUCGGCCCACUUAAGUCCGACUCAAAACAGACGAAGUUGAAACGUUUCGUUCUAUUGAAUUAAGCUUGGUCAAAAUCCCUAAAUCAUCUCAUCCAUUUUCUCUGCUCGAAGAGCUCUUCCACUUUUUACACUUGGGACUGCUAACCGUUCCGAAUUCACAACGCAAACAAGAAGGGAGGAAAAAGGGCGUGGGGUUGGUUGCCUUGGCUAAGGAAACGGGACAACAUCACCCGUCCCACGUUCCCCCACAUUGUACCAUAUCCUAGGGCUGGACGUUCGGGUUCGGUUUUAUGGGUAACCCGGAAUUGGACCGAAAUUUCUGGGUUUUGGGUACCCGGGAACCGAAAUAUCAUAGUGAAAAAUGGGUCUCGGUAUCGCAUGUGGCUAUUUUUUGGGUUUUGGGUAAACCGAACCCGGACCCGAAAAUAAAAGGACCCGAAGUGG
Molecule: messenger RNA, 5061 nt
Organism: Linum trigynum
Lineage: Eukaryota; Viridiplantae; Streptophyta; Magnoliopsida; Malpighiales; Linaceae
Source: the annotation of a GenBank genome assembly